AUGCCAGGGCUAGCCAUCAUGGGUGGUUCAGAAGAAGUACCAAAUGGUGGCCACAGCAGCAACAACAACAACAACAAUGGCGACUUCUCUCCAAACAAGGCAAUUCUCGGCUUCAGCCAGCAGCAGAAGUCGCCAAGGAGCACGUUGAGCCAACGCAGCAGCGACUCUAUUGACCUAGCCAUGGACGGGGUGAUCGACACUUCAAUAGAGCAGCUGUAUCACAAUGUCUGCGAGAUGCAGUGCUCUGACCCUUCCCCUUCAAGAGGGAGCUUCUUGUCCUAUGGCGAAGAAUCGAGAAUCGAUUCAGAACUCUGCCACCUCAUCGGGAUUCCAAACAUGAAGGAGCUCACAAAAGAGGUCAUUGUUGUGACAGAGAAGAACACAGAAGAAGAAGAAGAAGAACGAGAAGAGAUCAUCAGAAAAGUAAACAAUGUGGCUGUUGACGAGAAUCACAAUUCAGGCAAGGAGAGGAGAAUCUAUAAUCAGCAAACAGAAUCUUCCAGGAAGAAAAGAGCUUUCCUUAGAAAGCCACCUCCAAAUGGAACUAGUCCUUUUCGCAGCCCAAGGAGACUUGCUACAUCUGUUGCUGAAAAUGUUGCAGCUAAUAAUGGGCCUUUGUUGCUCAAACAAGCAAGAGACAUGAUUUCCUCAGGCGAGAACCCGAGGCGGGCUCUCGUGUAUGCCCUGAAAGCAGCGAAGUCGUUCGAAUCAUCUUCAAACGAGACACCGAAUUUGGAACAUGUCAUGUCGCUCCACGUUCUAGCAGCCAUCCACUGCAGCUUGGGGAACUACAACGAGGCAAUCCCGGUUCUGGAGAAGUCAAUCCAAAUCCCGGCCAUUGAUCUGGGGCUGGACCACGCUCUGGCCAAGUUUGCCGGAUGCAUGCAGUUGGGUGACACCUACGCAAUGCUGGGCCAGGUAGAGAACUCGAUCCUCUGCUACACUGCUGGAUUGGAGAUUCAGAAGCAAUCCUUGGGGGACAAGGAUCCACGUGUUGGUGAGACGUGUAGGUAUCUCGCCGAGGCUCACGUUCAAGCAUUGCAGUUCGAUGAGGCUGCCAACGUAUGCCAGAUGGCGCUCGACAUUCACAGAGGGCCAGAGGAGGAAGCAGCGGAUAGGAAGUUGAUGGGGCUGAUCUGCGAGGCGAGGGGAGAUUAUGAAUCUGCCCUCGAGCAUUAUGUUUUAGCAAGCAUGUCUAUGGCUGCGAAUGGACGGGAAGUGGAAGUAGCUUCAGUGGAUUGCAGCAUUGGUGACGCGUACUUGUCGCUGUCGCGCUACGACGAGGCUGUGUUCGCAUAUCAGAAGGCGCUCGCCACGUUCAAAUCGAAGAAAGGAGAGAGCAGCACCUCAGUGGCAUCCGUUCUGGUGAAGCUGGGUAACUUGUACAACAAGAUCGGUAAGUUUAAGGAGUCGAAGACUCAAUGUCAGAAUGCUCUCAAGAUUUACGAGAGUAGGCCUAACUACCAUCAAGUGGAGGAGGUGGCGAGUGGUUUCAUCGACAUUGCAGCCAUUUACCAGUCGAUGGACGAGCUUGAUCAGGCAAUUAGGCUGCUCAGAAAGGCACUGAAGGUGUAUGGAGAUGAUGUGCCGGGACAGCAGAGUACUGUGGCUGGGAUCGAAGCUCAGAUUGGUGUUAUGCAUUACAUGAUGGGGGAGUUCUCUGAGUCGUAUAACUCGUUCAAAAGCGCUGUUUCGAAGAUGAGGGCGAGCGGGGAGAAGAAGCCUGCCAUGUUUGGGAUUGCUUUGAACCAGAUGGGGUUGGCUUGUGUACAACGUUAUGCGAUCAACGAGGCAGCUGAGCUGUUCGAGGAGGCGAGGGGAGUUUUGGAGAAGGAGUAUGGUGCUUAUCAUGCUGACACUUUGGCUGUCUACAGCAAUCUGGCUGGAACUUAUGAUGCUAUGGGAAGGUUGGAUGAUGCAAUUGAGAUUCUAGACCAAGUUGUUAGGAUGAGGGAGCAGAAGCUUGGAACAGCUAAUCCAGAAGUGGUGGACGAGAAGCGACGGCUGGCUGAGCUGCUGAAGGAAGCAGGAAGGGCAAGGAAUAGGAAGUCAAUAGCUCUGUUAAGCUUCCUUGACACUGAAGUUCAGAGUAAGAAGAAUGAAGGCAUUGAGGUAGCUUAA
This is a messenger RNA of Linum tenue, 2121 nucleotides long. Lineage: Eukaryota; Viridiplantae; Streptophyta; Magnoliopsida; Malpighiales; Linaceae. The record is from the annotation of a GenBank genome assembly.